AUGAACAUCCUCGGGAUCAAUGGCUUCCUUCAGCGCGUCUACCAGGUUUGCAGGCUCAAAGUCGGCAGUGGGAGUCUGAUGGCUCCAGUGUGCAGCAGCUUUGUUUUCGUGAGUAGAGGCUCCACAAAGCGUUCAGCGCUGUCUCCAGAAGGAGAUCCAUCAGCACCUUCGGUGAGGGACGGUAAUAUCAUCCUGUGCCGAACACUGGUUCUGCUCUACAUUUGUGCGGCUUUGAGGGUGUGGUUCAUGUUAGAACAACCAAAGGGAAGCAUCAUGCAGGAACAUCCUGCCUUCAGAAACUUCAUCAAGCAUGUAUCCCUGUGGCGGCACUACAUCGCCAUGCGGGACUAUGGGGCGCCAACACAGAAACCGACGUGGCUUUAUUCCAGCUUGAAGUGCAUUGAAUCCUUAUCCCAAUUUCGACCCAGGCAGUUGCCUAAGAUUGUGGAGGAGGAGCCCAAGGAGAUGGUAAUUCAUUACAAGGAUAAAGAGGGCAAGGCCCGCAUACAGGGAGGAAAGGACCUCAAAUCGAGCGAAAAUUAUCCAAUCUGGUUUGGGAGAUCCAUGUCACGCAUGCGCUCUCGGUAUGCAGCCCAAGUCAGGAAGGAUGCCAAGAAGAUUGUCAAGCGCUAUCUCAAGCACUGCAAAGCAGUGCCUAUCAACAGCAAAGGUAGCCCUAAGUGGAUCAAGUGGGCUAACUUGCAGCCUGUGUUGGAUUGCUUUUUGUGA
Molecule: messenger RNA, 729 nt
Organism: Durusdinium trenchii
Lineage: Eukaryota; Dinophyceae; Suessiales; Symbiodiniaceae
Source: the annotation of a GenBank genome assembly